Molecule: messenger RNA, 1380 nt
Organism: Photinus pyralis (common eastern firefly)
Lineage: Eukaryota; Metazoa; Arthropoda; Insecta; Coleoptera; Lampyridae
Exons: 2
Coding region: 253-1314 (353 amino acids)
Biological process (GO): regulation of transcription by RNA polymerase II
Cellular component (GO): transcription regulator complex; nucleus
Source: RefSeq, a predicted model, not a curated record
UUUAUGCCGACUCGUCGGCCGACUCGGCCGACGAGUCGGCACUUAUGUUUAUAUUUUCAAAUCAUGCAAAACACACACGGCGGCGGUCGUUGCUAGACCGUCUCGGCACGUAGUCUACACCAAGAAACGCGUGGCGUUUUAUUGCCGGAGCGGCGCUUAUUUACAUGGGUUUAUAUAGGUACUGACACACACAUCGGUUUUCGUCCGCGUUUUUCACAAACAGCGUACAGAUUUUGCAGUAUCAAGUUAGAAAUGGCUUCGAAACAAGCGUUGCAGCUUAUAGAGAAGAAUCUUGAUAUUGAGAAAUUGAUAGACGAAGUACAUGAUCGUCCAGCAUUAUGGGAUAUGACCCAAACCGACUACAGUGAUAGAAUCAAAAGAAAACAAUGCUGGGAAGAAAUUACAGAGCUUUUUGGUUUUGGUAGUGAGCUGACUUUGGAUGAUAAAAAAAAAUUAGGAGACAUAUUGCAUAAAAAAUGGAAAAACAUAAGAGAUCGGUUUACAAGAGACAUUCAAGACCGCAAAGGUAAAAGUGGAGACGGAGCUCGUAAAAAAGCUCCCUACAUGUAUGGACGGCAACUUGAAUUUUUGAGGGACACUGUGACACCAAAAAGAACAAUCACUUCGAUAGAACAUAGUAGUACCCAAUCCACAGAAGUUCAAGAAGAACGUCAAGAAGAGAAAGAUGAAGACGACGAAGAAGACGAUGAUGUCCAGGAAUCUCCAUCUGUUUCCUCCAGCCGUGCUUCUACACCAAACGUUGCACGUACACAUGUGGGCAAAAAAAGACUACACCCUGUUGAAGAAAAGAUUUUACUUUCGUUAGAUAGGUAUGAGAAAAGAGCAAAAAUGGACAAAGCGAAAGAAAAGGUUGAAGACAAUGAUAAUCGGCACUUUUUGUUGUCUUUGGUGGGAAGUCUUGUAUCAUUACCACGACAUUUAAAUACAAGUUGCAGACUUGAAAUUAUGCAUUGCAUUAACAAGUACGAAACUAUGGCCCAACAACAUCAACAACCAUUAGCAUAUCCACCUACAACUCACUCAUAUGGAGGUCAUCAGCAAUAUACUCCCCAGCAUCAACAGCAUUCGCAACAACAACCACACUCCUUUGAACCGAUACACCAGACACAAAUGUACGUCCAACGCCAAUUGCAUUCAUCUUUACAUACUUCAAAUCAAGUACAAUCUGAAUCACAACAGUACGAGCCAAGAAGAUUUGUGACUCCUGGUCCAGCUCCAUCCCCAGCCGAGUCGAUUACAUCGUAUAUUUCUCAUUUUAGCGACGAAAAUGAUUCACAACUGAAUAAUUGCUAAUUAUUAAAAAAUGUUUGACUCAUACUUUCUUGAGACUUUUUAUUUCUGCAUUACGCAUUACCUUUC